AUGCGCAUUUGCAAUGAAACGGAGGGGGCGGAAAGAGGAUGCGUCUGCCGGGAAUCGAACCCGGGUCACCUCGAUGGCAACGAGAAUGGAACUACGGCCCUCGCAAUCGCGGCGAGUCCAAAUGGCCAGUGGCUGGCGGUUCUCGGCGCCGAUUUCCACCUGCGAAUUUUCGGUGUUCGGAGGGCAAAGCUGAGUCGGGUGUAUCUGGAGACAUUGCAGUACUACGAGAUGGCGCAGAAGGAUCCGCAAUGCGCUUUGCUGCAUCAGGAUGCGUUGGACUUCGAGCAGCGGGCGGCGCUAGAAAAGGAGUUGAGUCGGUCGCCAUUGCGACUUCACCAGAACCUCCUUUUCGAUUCUUCCUCGUCCUUUCUGCUUUAUCCAACUCUUCUAGGCGUCAAGGUCCUAAACAUUCUCGACAACAAAGUUUGCCGCUUUAUCGGCCGCCACGAGCAGGGCCUGCGGUAUUUGGCAAUUGCACUGCAGCAGCCGUAUUUACCGCGACGGGUUGCCAAGACGACAAUGGGAACCAACGAUGCAAUUAUGGUUGCUUCGGCCUUCAAGAAAAAGAGGGUCUAUUUCUUCACUGCGGAGGCCCCCUCAGAAAGCAUUCUGGACACACGAGACAUUUUCAACGAGAAGCCAUCUAAGGAGGAGCAGGAAUCAUUGAGUGCUGCCAGUGGGGCCUCUGCAAUUACUCCUGCCCAGCGCGUGGGAUCGACGGCGACUUUGCACACUACCUUUGGGGAUAUUCGUGUGAAGUUGUUUGGGGCAGAAUGCCCCAAGACGGUCGAAAACUUCACUGUGCAUGCGCGCAAUGGCUACUACGAUAACAUGCUGUUCCAUAGAGUCAUUAAGGGCUUUAUGAUUCAAACAGGAGACCCCAACGGCGACGGAACAGGCGGGGAGUCAAUCUGGGGCGGCGACUUUGAAGAUGAGCUGCACCGUUCGCUGAAGCACGACCGACCAUUUACUCUCUCAAUGGCCAACGCGGGCCCCAAUACCAACGGCUCCCAGUUUUUUAUUACGACUGUUCCCUGUCCCUGGCUAGACAUGAAGCACACGGUCUUCGGCAGAGUUACUCACGGCGCGGACGUCGUGCUCAAGAUCGAGGGCGUGAAGACGAAUCAAAACGACAAGCCCUUGCAAGAUGUGAAGCUGCUUGCUAUAAAAAUCACUUCGUGA
Molecule: messenger RNA, 1182 nt
Organism: Eimeria maxima
Lineage: Eukaryota; Apicomplexa; Conoidasida; Eucoccidiorida; Eimeriidae
Product: cyclophilin, putative
Exons: 9
Coding region: 1-1182 (393 amino acids)
Biological process (GO): protein peptidyl-prolyl isomerization
Molecular function (GO): peptidyl-prolyl cis-trans isomerase activity
Source: RefSeq, a predicted model, not a curated record